Budorcas taxicolor (takin) is the source of this 1141-nucleotide messenger RNA. RefSeq names its product protein kinase AMP-activated non-catalytic subunit beta 2 (gene PRKAB2). The record is from RefSeq and is a predicted model, not a curated record. Lineage: Eukaryota; Metazoa; Chordata; Mammalia; Artiodactyla; Bovidae. Bases 142 to 957 code for a protein of 271 amino acids. Gene Ontology annotation, cellular component: cytoplasm; nucleotide-activated protein kinase complex; nucleus. Gene Ontology annotation, molecular function: protein kinase binding. The transcript has 8 exons. Gene Ontology annotation, biological process: signal transduction.
ACCCGGCUCGCUAGCCCGGGGCGAGGCUUCAAUUUCGAUAACUUUAUUGGUGGCUUUAUCCGCAGAACAGCCAUCUCACCAUUGAUCCCGGGAGGAGGGAGAGCAUCGCGGGAGGUGGCCCCCGACUCGAGCUGCACAGCCAUGGGAAACACCAGCGAUCGAGUGGCCGGGGAGCGCCACGGCGCCAAGGCUGCGCGCGCCGAGGGCGCCGGCGGCCAUGCUCCGGGUAAGGAACAUAAGAUCAUGGUGGGGAGCAUCGACGACCCCAGCGUCUUCAGCCUGCCGGACUCCAAGCUCCCUGGGGACAAAGAGUUUGUAUCAUGGCAGCAGGAUUUGGAGGACUCCGUAAAGCCCACACAGCAGGCCCGGCCCACUGUUAUCCGCUGGUCUGAAGGAGGCAAGGAGGUCUUCAUCUCUGGGUCCUUCAACAAUUGGAGCACCAAGAUUCCACUGAUUAAGAGCCAUAAUGACUUUGUUGCCAUCCUGGACCUCCCUGAGGGAGAGCACCAGUACAAGUUUUUUGUGGAUGGACAGUGGGUUCACGAUCCAUCAGAGCCUGUGGUUACCAGUCAGCUUGGCACAAUUAACAAUUUGAUUCAUGUCAAGAAAUCUGAUUUUGAGGUGUUUGAUGCUUUAAAGCUAGAUUCAAUGGAAAGCUCAGAGACAUCUUGUCGAGACCUUUCCAGCUCACCCCCAGGGCCUUAUGGUCAAGAAAUGUAUGUGUUUCGAUCAGAGGAGAGAUUUAAAUCCCCACCCAUCCUGCCUCCUCACCUUCUCCAAGUUAUUCUUAACAAGGACACUAACAUAUCUUGUGACCCAGCCUUGCUCCCCGAGCCCAAUCAUGUUAUGCUGAACCAUCUCUAUGCAUUGUCCAUUAAGGACAGUGUGAUGGUCCUUAGUGCAACCCAUCGCUACAAGAAGAAGUAUGUCACUACUCUUCUGUACAAGCCCAUCUGAGGGAUCCCUUCCUGCCUCCCAGGAUUCAGGAGAAGCAUCUCCCUUGCCUUUCUGGAGUGGACCAGUCUUAGCUGGGACUGGAAGGCUGAUUUGCUUUGAGGCUAAUAUGUGUGUUUCAGUGCCUGAGUAGGAUGCUCUGCUUUUGCAUUUGAUUGCAGAUGAGAGCUUUAUGAGUUUAUGGAAU